ACCGUGUGCGCGCUUCCUGCUCCAGAGUUGUAGUUGUGAGAGCAGAGCUGACGUUAGCUUGGAGUUUUCUGCCUCGGGAGGCUAAAUUAGCAGGUUAACUGAGUCCCAACAGCUGCACAAAUCCUCCCUAUUUACCAACACAUCACCUGAGAGAGGUCCAUCUUCUGAGAGAUCAUGGCAGAUUUCUCGCUGUCCGACGCAUUAGGAGACGACACUCCGAGCAAAGCCAAGAACAUCGGACACAACAACCCGUCGGCUCCGGCCGGGAACCAUCAGCCUCCUGCUAACCCGGGGUGGCCCGGUUCAGCCCCCGGAGCCCCCACCCAGCCCUCUGCUCCAGGGGGUUAUCCCGCUGGAUCCUCCGGGCCAGGGGCCCCGGGGCAGUUCCCAUAUCAGUCUGGCCCCGGAGCACCAGGGCAAUACCCCGGACCUCCUUCUGCACCUGGAGGCUUCCACCCCGGGCCCGGGAUCCCUGGACAGUACCCCCCUGCACCUGGAGCUCCCGGACAGUUCCCUUCCAGCCCUGGAGCCCCGGGACAGUUUCCCGGGCAGUACCCCCCCCAGUACCCCGGGCACUACCCCCCCGAGGGAGCUCCAGGACAGCUGCCUGGAGGCCCUGCCCCUUACCCAGCUGGACCCUUUCCCUCUGGCCCCGGAGCCCCCCCUGCAUAUCAAAAUCUGCCUUACCCUGGAGGUCAGCCCGGAGGAAACGGGAUGUACGGGCCCGGGGGUCCGGGUGCUUUCCCCCCUGCAGCCGGCCCUGGAGCGUUCCCAGGAUUCCCUGCUGGAGGCUUCCCCCCCAUGCCCACCGGUUCCUGGGGACCACCCUCAGCCGGAGGAUACCCUGCUGCCCCCGGCCCCUUCGGCCCUGGCCCCGGGCCCAUGGGUCCAUACGGGGGUCCGGCCGCUCCAGGAGGCAUGAUGCUGCCGUAUGAUCUCCCUCUUCACUCGGGAAUAUUACCCCGACUGGUCAUCACGAUAGAUGCAGAGCCUGUUCCUGGCGCAAACAGGUUCCAGGUUGACUUCUUCAAAGGUUCAGACGUCGUCUUUCACUUCAAUCCUCGAUUCCCCGAGCAAACCAUCGUCAGAAACUCAAACCUGGGAGGGUGCUGGGGCCCAGAGGAGCGGGACGGGCACUUCCCCUUCGCACAGGGCCGCCGCUUCGAGCUGAAGAUCCUGGUGGAGGAGGACUACUUUAAGGUGGCGGUGGAUGGCUCCCACCUGCUGGAGUACGAGCACAGGGUGGGGGGCAUGGAGGAGGUGACCCUGCUGAGAGUGACAGGGGACGUGGUGCUCCACAGCGUGGCCCCCAACAUGAUCUGACCCCCGAGCUGCUGACACACUCGCUGCUCCGGAGACCUGCACACACUCGGCCUCUAACGGAGGGUUGAUACGAGCAGUGCUCCCCUCUCGGUCGUUAGGCAGAUCAGGUCUGCACAUGUUAUCCUCUUUGUUUUGCUGGAUGAUAUGUUUUUGUUUUUCUGCAACUCACAAUCCCAUAUAUUUUAUGACUUAACAAAGUAGUGAAUAUAAAACAGGCUUUCUAAACGGACAGUUCACCACAACAUCGUUCCCUCUCACCUGUUGUGCUAUUUAUCAAUCAGUUUAGUUUAGUGCGAGUUUCUGAGUGGUGGAGAUAUCGCCCUACUCUCGAAUAUAAACUAUCACAUGGGACCUUAUUUCUGGGGGGAAAUAUACAAUAUUUAAAUCCAUGUCUCUUAAAGGGGCUCUAUUAUGCCUUUUUGGUGUUAUGGUUGUUGUGCAUGUUAGAUAAAAGUAAAGUUUAGUGGUCCUCAAAGAUACAUUUUAAAAGUCAACAGCUGCCUCCUUCCUAAAACGUUAACAAAUAAAACCCACAGAUUAUGUGAGCAGUUUGAUGUGGGGACUAUUUUCUUUCCAACGUAUCACUACGCAGAAAGAAGCAUCUGCUCCCUCUAUUGGCGGGUGUAGUUCGGUCGAAAGAAAGUAGUUCCUCCUAUGACUGCCAUCUUCAAUUCUCUGCAACUCACACUUAAACUGUCUAGGGUUUGAUGAUCAGCGCUCAAGUUAGUCGAGAAAUGUUUCAAAUGUUGCCGUGAACUUUCCCUUACUAACGUAUAGCUAAUAAGGACAGUGCAGGAUAGCUGGAUAUCACAAUAGUGUGCUGUAUUUUGUUUACAGCACGUGUAUGUUUAUUAUUCUGUCCUUUAUAAAAAGAUCUGGAUCAGCCUUUUAGUGCAUGAGUGAACCUGAAACCUUCCCCCUCCUUACAUCCAGCAGGUGAAUAAUGAAGUGUAUCAAGAUAUAUUUAUACUCUGCUUUCCUCAGUAUUAAUCCUCCCAAGGGUAAAGUUUUACGAGUCAUUGAUUUCAUGUUGAAGUCAAACUUAAAAAGUGAGCCUCGAAUGAAUGUUGCCAAAGAUAAAGGUGGAACAAUUAUUUUGAGAUAAUGUAUACUAUCAAAUAAGAACGGACUGACGCUGUGUGAUUCAGAGUAUUGUUCCCAUGCGCUGCUUGCCUGUGCACUUAAUAAAUAAGAGUUUCCCUGUUUGAAUGUUUCUAUAAGGGUUUGAUUCUGUGCAUUAAACGAUUCUCAUUGAUAUUU
Eleginops maclovinus (Patagonian blennie) is the source of this 2583-nucleotide messenger RNA. It is a transcript of the gene lgals3a, whose product is annotated as lectin, galactoside binding soluble 3a. Gene Ontology annotation, molecular function: IgE binding; carbohydrate binding; laminin binding. The record is from RefSeq and is a predicted model, not a curated record. NCBI's taxonomy places the organism in Eukaryota, Metazoa, Chordata, Actinopteri, Perciformes, Eleginopidae. Gene Ontology annotation, biological process: negative regulation of extrinsic apoptotic signaling pathway; positive regulation of calcium ion import; neutrophil chemotaxis. Gene Ontology annotation, cellular component: immunological synapse; nucleus; cytoplasm.